CGACGGGACGCGCGCCUCGGACCGCGAGCCUGCUGCUGAUUUUCCGUUUGAGCAAAAAAAUGUAUUAGUGGCGCCAUAGCGGUAGUGGUUUCUGGGUCAUGUUAGAGAAAGACCUUUGCUUUCUCAUUCCGGAUUAGCCCUGCAUCCGGAAUCGCAUGCAUUUUGAAGGUUUUCGUUUUUCAGUUUCGUCGUGUGCAGUUAACUGUGGCGCGGAUGCAUCGCGUUCUGAUCACGAGAGGCAGUAACGGACGCGUUACAUGAACGCUAUGCGUGUAUUUAUAGUGCCUCGACUCCGAUUGCCAAAUGGUGAUUGGGGAGUUGGGCUAAAAUCCGCGGAUCGGUUCGUUUCUUUUGAACAAUUAAUUUCGAAGAACUGGUGUUACGUAUGUUACGUAAUUACGUCAUCCCCGUUGUUCCUUCAAACCAUAAAGCUUUACAAUAAAGCUACAUCUAGCCUAACCUGUAUCGAUCAGUGAUUGAGGAUGUCAUCGGUGAAGUCCGAGAGCUUUUCCUGGACGAGGGAGUGGAUGAACAGGUGCUGAUGGAGCUGAAAACGCUGUGGGAGAAUAAGCUGAUGCAGUCCAAGGCGGUGGAGGGUUUUCAUACGGAUGAGCAGAAGGCUCUGCAAGCUCAACAGCAGCAAGCCCAACAAGUUCAGCAGACGCAAACACAGACCCAACCGCAGCAAAUCCUCCUGCCUUCAGCCCAGCAGCCUACUCAGCAGCAGGUCAUUGUUCAGGAUUCUAAGAUUCUCCACCACAUGAGCGCUACUGGCAUGAGUGCAGCAGCCACAGCAGCAACUUUGGCUUUACCCGCCGGUGUAGCACCAUUUCAGCAACUUAUCACCCCUCAAGGUCAGAUCCUGCAGGUGGUCAGAGCUGCCAAUGGAGCUCAAUACUUCAUUCAGCCACAGCAGCAAAUGGUGUUGCAGCAGCAGGUCCUGCCACACAUGCAGCCUGGAGGCGUGCAGGUGUUGACUCCACUUCAGGGAGGCCUUUCCCAGCAGACAGGAGUCAUCAUCCAGCCGCAGCAGAUUGUCCUCACAGGAAAUAAAGUACCGCAGAACACUCAGGUCAUGCAGGCAACAGCGAUGACUGUGCAGCCAGAACAGGGAGCUGCGCAUGUGCAGGCUCAACCACAGCCUCAGCCUCAAGCACAGGCACCACAACAACAGCCACAACAACAGCCACAGCAGCAACAGGCCUCGCAGCAACCUCCCAUGGUGCUCCAGGUGGACGGUGCAGGAGACACGUCCUCAGAGGAGGAUGAAGAGGAGGACGAGUAUGAUGAGGACGAGGAUGAAGACAAAGAGAAAGACGGUGGAGAGGAUGGCCAGGUGGAGGAGGAGCCGUUAAACAGUGGCGAUGACGUCAGUGAUGAGGAAGAUCAGGAGCUGUUUGACACUGAGAACGUGGUGGUUUGCCAGUAUGACAAGAUUCACAGAAGUAAGAACAAAUGGAAAUUUCACCUGAAAGAUGGGAUAAUGAAUCUGAACGGGCGGGAUUACGUGUUCUCCAAAGCCAUUGGAGAUGCAGAGUGGUAAAUGGUGAACAAAACCCAAAACUGUCCACUCUUAAAGCAAGACACAUCAAGACCUGUAACUGUACAUUUCAGGAGAUUCCCAAUUUGGGGCUGAAGAGUAACGUCCCAGUGCUACUGUGCUGUUUGAGUGAUAUCGGCACAAAAAUAAUGUGUGCCAUCCAAGAGAUUUGUUUCUUUCCAUUUCCCCCUCCUUUUAAGAUGGCCCUUUUACCUGUAGAGUUCCACAGGAGUCCGUAACUGCUCUUUUAGAACAAUAUUCUUGCCCCUCAGAUGUAUGAAAAAAAUAUAUUAGGCGCAGGGAGCCAAUUUUAGUGCCUGGCGCUAACUUAAGUUGACUCUGGUGUGUUGAGAUGGCCUUUUUACUGCAACCGUGUGUGUGUUUGUUGGUGAUUUCCGUAGCUAGGUCAGCCAUCUGAAUCCUGUGUAAUGCGAAUCGUCCGACACGAGGACUUUCACGACCAUUUGCCACCUUAUACAAACACUAAAACAAGCAACCAAGAACUGUUCCAAUAAAUUCCUUUCAUAUUUGCUAUGUUUUUAGAACCUUUUAUGUUCAACAGCAGAGAUACCAAUGAAAACAGGCAAGUUAAGUGUAUCGUUGUCCAUCUCACUAAAUUGUUAACGUGGAUUUUUCUAACUGUACUCUAGCUUAAGAUCUGCUUUGUCAGUUUGAUGCAUGUUUUGAGCAGUGCAUCAUGGAGCUUGCGUCGUCCUGCGUGUGUUUGUGCAAUUAUUGCAUUAGGUAUCAAUGAAGUGCUCUGUCAGGCCACCCUUCAUACUUGCUGUCAGGCUUCUUUUACACAUUUCUAGUAGUUCGUAUUUAUUCCUGAAGAUCAGGCAGCGUCGAAUUUCGGGGGGAAGAAACCGAACUGUGCUCUUAAUGAUAGAAGUGCUCCUUUCAGAGGAGGAUUUCAACACCUGAUUCUGUGCAUUGUGGAGCUUUAUUUUAUUUUAUUUUUUAUAUUAAUUAGUCUGGCUUUUUAAGCAGGCCCUCAUACAGUCUGGGAAAUGACAGGUUGUUGUUCUGUGUCUGUAUGUCCAGCAGUUGAAAGUAUUGACAUGCCGUUUUAUUUUGUUCAUUCUAAGAUUGUUUGAUGAAAUGGCUAAGACUAGCGGUGGGGCCUUUUUUAUUUUAUUUUUUUUAUUUAUUUUUUUUAUUAGUGCAUUACGCUCCUUGUUUGUGCCUUUCAGAUUUAGUUUAGAUAUCAGGUCUUUUGUCUAAAGGGGAGAGCUUUUAACAAAUCCUACAAACUGUACAUUUCGCUUUGCUUUUCUAAUGGUAAGUAAAGAAUACUUCAGAACUACUGUCUGGGUUAUGUGAUUAUCAAUCAAACUGCUCUGUCUCUGAUUCUCAUCUCUAUGAAGGUUGUGUUAUGUAAGUAGAGAUGUUUAGGAAUUUGUUGAAACAUUGUUUUUUUUUUUUUUUUUUUCUUUGCUGAACUUUAUUAAAGCACUAUUAAAAUGGACUCUUACUCUUGAGCUACAUUUGGCCUUUGCAAUUUGUCUUCUGAUCAGUGCUGUCUUAAAUUUCAGUGAAAUUAAUGUAUUCAUAUGUAGAUUUUUUUUUUUUUUUUUUUUUUUUUUUAUUUUUAUGCAGGGGUGGAUGCUUAGUCAACAAAUUUUGAAAUUGACCUUACUAAAGAUCUAUUGUUAAUGAUUCAUUGCUGCACGCUGAAUGUCUUGUAUGUUUUUCGUACAAAUCUCAUAAAUUGUUCUGCCUAUGAAACUA
Molecule: messenger RNA, 3271 nt
Organism: Cyprinus carpio (common carp)
Lineage: Eukaryota; Metazoa; Chordata; Actinopteri; Cypriniformes; Cyprinidae
Product: transcription initiation factor IIA subunit 1-like
Biological process (GO): transcription by RNA polymerase II; transcription initiation at RNA polymerase II promoter
Cellular component (GO): transcription factor TFIIA complex
Source: RefSeq, a predicted model, not a curated record